This is a messenger RNA of Mirounga angustirostris (Northern elephant seal), 4023 nucleotides long. It is a transcript of the gene CSRNP1, whose product is annotated as cysteine and serine rich nuclear protein 1. NCBI's taxonomy places the organism in Eukaryota, Metazoa, Chordata, Mammalia, Carnivora, Phocidae. The record is from RefSeq and is a predicted model, not a curated record. The coding region runs from base 833 to 2821 and encodes 662 amino acids. Gene Ontology annotation, molecular function: DNA-binding transcription factor activity, RNA polymerase II-specific; sequence-specific DNA binding. Gene Ontology annotation, cellular component: nucleus. Gene Ontology annotation, biological process: regulation of transcription by RNA polymerase II. The transcript has 5 exons.
GUCUCUGUGGUCUGCACGUGCGCAUACGUGUGUGCGCCUGGCUCUGGGUCAUGAGUCCCCCCAUCUCCUAGGAGAGCGUGCAGGUCAGCUGGGAGCUGGGUUGUUUUUGUUUGUGGUUUGCGGGGGGAAGGGGGGCUGCGGGUGCCAAGCCUGAGAAACUACCCACUGAGAAGUCCCCGGAAGCACCUGUGCGUUCUCUUCCCCUGGCCCAGUGUGAAGGGCUAGCAAGGAGGGGAGUUUCUCUUGCUUCUCUCUUGCCUGUGGGGAGAGGUUGUGCUUAGGCCGAAUUUUAUCCAGUAAGUCCACUGACCGCCGCACCCUCUAGGAUCCAGAGACUUUGGGCUAGGCUUGGCAAAGGGGGUCAGGAGUGUUUAGAAAGGAUACCUGAGUAGAGGAGAUCGCCAGCCUUCUGGUUGGUUUUUCCUGUUCUCAUUUCCUGUGAUGACAGUGGGGGAGGGGCUCCCCAGCACUAGGGCCUCUGCACCGUUUCCCCUUCUUCCUGGUGACCUUCUGGGGCCCAGGCCUGAGCCCUGUAGGACACAGAGAGACAAGGUAGCUCAGCCCUUAGGACUGAGUCCUUUGGGGAUUCCCAGGGAUAGCGGAGGCAUUUAGGGGUGGGAGCCCCCAACUCCACUCCCCUUAGCCGAGGCCAGCCAGGCUGCGGAAGGCUCCAGUUGCACCCCGUCCGAGGGCUGAGACCCUCAAAGGGGAGAACACGGUAAGCUGUGUGUCCUGAGGCGCCCCCAAGUCACCAAGCUACUAACAGGAGAGAGUGGGACAUCUUCUCGACCGGCUGUCUGUGCGCAGACCCCAGAGUACCGCCUGCCCCACCAUGACUGGGCCACUGAAGAGGAAGUUUGACCAGCUGGAUGAGGACUCCUCCUCGCUCUGCUCAUCCUCCUCCUCUUUGUCCUCCUCGGGCCGUCCUUCUCGCUCCUGCUCUCCAAGCUCUUCAGUCUCCCUGGCCUGGGACUCCGAUGAGGAGGGCCCCUGGGAUCAGUUGCCCUUGCCUGAUCGGGACUUCUGUGGCCCCCGGAGUUUCACCCGUCAGAGCGGGACGAGAGGAGAGGAGAAGCCAUUCAGCAUCGUCUUCCUGGAGGUCUGCCAUCCUGUCCCUCACAGAGAACUAAUGCCCUGCCCCUUCCCUCCGUGCCUUCCAGCCCUGUCCAUCCUGAAGCGGGCUCCCCGGAAGCGGUCGGGCCACGUCGCCUUCGAUGGCAUCACCGUCUUCUACUUUCCGCGGUGCCAGGGCUUCACCAGCGUGCCCAGCCGUGGUGGCUGCACUCUGGGUAUGGCCCCUCGCCACAGCGCCUGCCGCCGCUUCUCCCUGGCUGAGUUCACGCAGGAGCAAGCCCGGGCACGGCGUGAGAAGCUGCGCCUACGCUUGAAGGAGGAGAAGCUGGAGGCGCUACGGUGGAAGUGUGGUAUCCAUGGUGCCCAGCCCAGAGGAAGCCUGUGGGGAACAUUUGUCCAGGGACUGAUGGCUGCGGGGGCCAAGACCCCUGACUGUCUCUCCCAUCCCUCCUCCCUCCCGUGGGUACAGCUUGCAGAGACCGGGGUACCACUCACAGUGGACACCAUUGAUGACGCCUCCGUGGAAGAGGACUUGGCUGUGGCCGUGGCUGGUGGCCAUUUGGAGGAGAUGACCUUCCUACAGCCCUACCCGGCCCGGCGACGGCGGGCUCUGCUGCGGGCUGCCGGCGUGCGGAGGAUCGAUCGUGAGGAGAAGCGGGAUCUGCAGGCUCUGCGCCAGUCCCGGGAGGACUGUGGCUGUCACUGUGAUCGGGUCUGUGACCCCGAGACCUGCAGCUGCAGUCUGGCUGGCAUCAAGUGCCAGAUGGACCACACCGCGUUCCCCUGCGGCUGCUGCAGGGAGGGCUGCGAGAACCCCAAGGGCCGCGUGGAAUUUAAUCAGGCCCGCGUGCAGACCCAUUUCCUCCACACGCUCACCCGCCUGCAGCUGGAGCAGGGGGCUGAGAGCCUGGGGGAGCUGGAGGCCCCAGGCCAGGGCGGCCCAGCCAGCCCUGGUGAGCAGGUCCUGGCCCCCGCUUUCCCGCUGGCCAAGCCCCCCGGGAGCAGUGAGCUGGGAGACAACAGCUGUAGCAGCGACAUGACCGACUCCUCCACAGCAUCGGGCACGAGCGAGGCCCCGGGCAGCACCGCCCACCCAGCCCUGCCUGGCCCUGGCUUCCAGCCCGACAUGGAUGAUGACAGCCUGGCCCGGGUCCUGAGUCUCAGUGACUCGGACCUGGGCGGUGAGGAGGAGGAGGAGGAGGAGGACCGGGGGGUGGGGAACCUCGACAACCUCAGCUGCUUCCACCCAGCUGACAUCUUUGGAACUGGUGACCCUGGUGGCCUGGCCAGCUGGACCCACGGCCAUUCCAGCUCUAGCCUCACGUCAGGCAUCCUGGACGAAAACGCCAACCUGGAUGCCAGCUUCUUCCUCAACAGUGGCCUUGAAGGGCUGGGAGAAGGCAGCCUCCCUGGCACCUCGGUGCCGCCCAGCUCGGACGCUGGCCAGAGCAACUCCGUGGACCUCAGCUUGUCUUCCUGCGACUCCUUCGAGCUGCUCCAGGCCCUGCCAGACUACAGCCUCGGGCCUCACUACACCUCCCGGACGGUGUCUGACGGCCUGGACAACCUCGAGGCCCCCUCCUUCCCCUGGCCUGCCUUUUCUCCCCCCGGGGACGCUGGCGCUUGCUUCCUGGAGCCCGUCGUGGGCCUGCCGGACCCCGCUGCUGAGGCCCUGGCCCCCUUCAUAGACAGCCAGUUGUUUGAGGACACUGCCCCGGUGCCCCUGGUGGAGCCAGGGCCGGUGUGACAACCAGGGUACCUUUUCGCGGCCCCAAGAGCCCUGUUGCUGCUUUGUUGUAAUUUGGGGGCUCCCUGAGGUCUGUAUGUUAAGGGUUUCCCGUUGGCUGGCUCAUCCAUGCGGGCACUCCUGAUUUUUGUGCAACACUCUGGAUUGAUUUAUUUAUUUUUGUAACUUUCUGUGCUGAAGAGAGGGCGGGGAGGGGGCUUUCUCUUUUGGCCACCCGGACCCCCACUCCAUCCCCCAAAGCUCACACAGUCUCUCCUUCCAGUUCCAUGGUGUGUGCCCGGAACGGGAGGAAACAGGGCUCCCCUGGAGCUUUGCAGACCCCUUUUCGGUCUCGUAUGAUGUUCCUCAGCCCAAACCAGACGGGGCUGAAAUCAGCCACUUCUAAUGGUUUCUCCUGCCGCCCUGAGCCCCGACCCAUGGGUGGCUGUGUUUUCUGGACUGUGAAGACUAUAAUUUAUUUCCAUAAUUUAUUCGGAGACUAGGAGGCGUAGGCUUCUCCCCUCUGGCUGGUGGGCAGUGCUGGGGUUGGGGUGGGGCACAGACCCCUGUGAGUCCCUUCUGCCUUGUAGUCCUUCAGUCCUGCCCUACCUGGGCUUUGGUACAAACCAGGUGUGGAUUGGGGCCCUACGGUCCUACUGUGGCAGCUGCCUGGCUCCGGGCAGGUGGCCGAGGACAGCGUCUAGGUAGGGGGGCUGGGCUGACCAACUGUGACCAAAACCUGCUUCUGCCCCACACAGCCCCUUCUGCUUCCUGUCCUCUGCCUCAUCAUCUUCCUCCCCAAAGGCCACAGCCUUUAUUCUGGGCCCACUAAUGUAGAAGGGAAGCAGGAGAGAGGGCCCAGAGAGGGCAAGGGGCUAGCCUCGGGGCCCCCAGCACUCCCCUGACUACUGUCUCGGGGCUUUCUGGGCACUGCAUGCCCCAGCCUGGGCCACCUGCCCAUGCCCUGAGGCCAGUUGGCUGCAGUGAGGGGUGGCCCCUGUGGUUUUUCUGCCCUACGUUUGCUGAUGCUGAGUUGUGCAUCCUAAUUUCUGUAUCGUCCUUGAGUGUUAGAACUAUAAUUUAUUCAUUUUUCUCUAUGUCUGUGCCAAGAAGCCCAGGCUCUGGGCCUGCCUUCUUGCCCAGGAGGCCUUGCCAGCCUGCGUGCUUGUGGGAACACCUUGUACCUGAGCUUACAGGUACCAAUAAAGAGGCUCUAUUUUUAA